GUUUCGCUUUUUAAGCGCAAAGUCAACACCUGUCAGCAACAGUCACUGUCACGCCAAGUCAGGAAACCUCGAUCAAAAGUUUUUCAUUUUCUCAAGCAGCGGAAGACCCACUGGGCUGUCAAAAAGGAUACGAAAAGGCUUAUCGGAACUUUAUCGCACAUUCUUGUAUUCAAGUCGGAAAUAUUUCAACUCGGACCCUGUACACACAUCUCCUUAGCCAAAAAUGGCUAGUUAGCUAUCGCUUAUCCACAACGAUGAGGUGAUCACUGUGAUCGUUUACGCGUUAAUUGCACUUUACAAGUUUUUUUAAUCGUGAAUCAUACAGAUAUAACCUGGAGUGCUGUCAUGGAGCCGGGACGACGUAGAGGUCUGAGCAGCGUUCUGUCUUCUCUCUCGCUUCUGUGCGUCGUCCUGGACUUACAAUUGGAUGGUGUGUUGGGUGCGACCCCUGUCGAAAUUGAACAGCACCUGGAAAUGGGGCGGAAACUGCUUGCAGCUGGCCAGUUAGCCGAGGCCCUCUCUCACUAUCACUCCGCAGUGGAGGGUGACUCCAAAAACUACCUGACCUACUACAAGCGAGCGGCCGUGUACCUGGCCAUGGGCAAAUCCAAAUCUGCCCUCCCCGACUUGACCAGAGCCAUCGAGCUCAAACCAGACUUCCUGGCUGCCAGACUGCAAAGGGGCAAUAUUCUGCUGAAACAGGGAAACAUUCAGGAGGCUAGGGAAGACUUUCAGGCAGUGUUGGACCGCUCCCCUCAGCAGGAGGAAGCACGAAAACAGCUCCACAAGACAGAGGAGCUGGAGAUGCUCCAGGAGGAGGCGCAUCAUGCAUAUCAUACCGGCGACUAUGCCGCCACUGUACAUGUUUUGGAGCAUGUGAUAGAGCUUUCUCCAUGGGACCCAGAUUCCCGGGAGCUGCGGGCGGAAUGCUAUAUCCGGAUGGGCGAACCACGGAAAGCCAUUUCAGACCUGGCUCCAGCUGCUCAUCUCCGCACAGAUAACCGAGCAGCUUUCCUGAAACUCAGUCACCUGCACUAUAACCUGGGAGAGCACCAGAACUCACUUAGUCAGAUCCGCGAGUGCCUGAAGCUGGAUCAGGACGAUAAGGAAUGUUUUGCCCAUUACAAACAGGUGAAGAAACUCAGUAAGCAGCUGGAUUCGGCCGAAGAGCUAAUCGAGGAGCAGAGGUAUCAGGAGGCGAUGGAAAAGUACGAGUCGGCGAUGAAGACAGAGCCGAACGUGCCUUUCUACACCAGCAAAGCCAAGGAGAGGAUCUGCUAUUGUCUGGUCAAGAGUAACCGCGCAGAGGAGGCAGUGGAUGUGUGUUCGGAAGCCCUCAAGAGAGACCCCCAAAAUAUCAACAUCCUUAGGGACAGAGCAGAGGCCUACAUCCUUUUACAGGAUUAUGAGAAAGCGGUGGAGGACUAUCAGGAGGCUCGCGAGUUUGACCAAGAAAACCAGGAAAUUCACGAAGGUCUGGACUGUGCACAGAAACUGCUCAAGCAGUCACGCAAACGGGACUACUACAAGAUCCUGGGAGUAAGCAGGAGUGCCAACAAACAGGAAAUCAUUAAAGCGUACAGAAAGCUGGCACAGCAGUGGCAUCCAGACAACUUCCAAUCUCAGGAAGACAAGAAAGAGGCAGAGAAAAAGUUCAUUGACAUUGCCUCUGCCAAAGAGGUUCUUACAGAUCCAGAGAUGCGUCAGAAGUUUGAUUCAGGUGAAGAUCCAUUGGAUCCAGAGACACAGCAGGGAGGUGGGGGCGGCGGGGGACACGGUUGGCCGUUCGGUGGAUUCAACCCGUUUGAGUCUGGCGGACACUUCCACUUCAAAUUUCACUACAACUAAUGUGGUCAAGGUGAGAGACGCCGACUGGUGACCGCAAAGGACAACAGGAAACGAAAUGGAUCAGGAAAAACCCAUGAAGGAAACCGUGGCCGAAAUAACAUGUAAUUCAGAUUGGAGCUUUUUUUUUUCUGGGGGGUGGAGCUUUGUUAAAGGGGAUACUCUGAACUCUGAUACUUGACUCUACAGGCUGUCGUGGACCUCGCUGGGAAUGAAAUUAAAAUAUGAUCUGAACUGGUGAGAGUGCCGGUGUCUGCUGUAACCUGACAAAACAAGGAAAACAAACACGCGGUCAGCAACUCAAGAAGGAAAUACGGCCAAACCUCUUUGCAACUCGACCCUUUUUCUCUCUGCAGUAGUGCUUUUUGUUUUGUCUUACUUCUUACAUCGGUGCCAUUUUAUUUUGUCUUCAAGUCUUUUGAAAAUUGCUUUGCUUUUUCUUCUAGGUUUAAGAUAAGAGCCCUGUAAAGAAACAAGGGCUACAUUUUAAAAUUAUCUGAUAUUAAAUGUUCAGACAAAGAGAAUACCGUUUUUUUUGCAUAAUUACAGUCUUAACACUCCAAGCCAAGGGUAUCGAUAUAUCUCGAUAUUUGUUGCACAUAGAUCUUUCUGUUCACUGUUAUUGCUGUUGGUUGCCUUGAGAGAGUUGUCUGAACUGAGGGUUUUUUUUGCGGGUGUUUUUGAUUGUAGUUUUUUGUUUUCUUCUUUUGUUAAUUUGAAUACCUUUUCUGGCACUUUUUUUCCCUCUGUCUCGUUUCUUGAACAACAACCACUCCCAACUAAUUCAGUCAUGUUGUUACUGACAAAAAAAAAAAAAAAAAACCUUCUGCUAAGUCAGAGCUAAUGUGAGCAUACCACAUAUGAUGAAGAUCUUCAGUGAUAAACAUUUUGGGUUUAAUUAAUUUCUGGUAGUCGGUUAUCUGAAGUUACGAUACACCACAGACUUUUAAAGUAUGGCUAUGGUAAAAAAAAAAAAAAAAGGCGCAGUUUUAUACGUUCCCAACCCAAACUGAUGUACCAGUCUCAAUGAUGCAACCAGUGUCUCUACAGAGACAGACAAAUUAUUCAUCAAAGUGACAUGUUAAAUAAAACAGUAAAUAAUAUUUCAAAACUUAGCAAGCUGUUAUGCUUGUGUUUCACAAUUCUCAUUGAUAAGGUUGGGGAUUUGAUAAAAAACAGUAUAAACAUAAUUCCAAACACUUGUUUUGUUCUCCUUUAACAGUUCAUUUGGCUGUUCGAGCCAAAGAAAAGACAGUUGGAUUGGAAGAUAUCUGAGAAUGAGAAAAUAAUUCAGUGAUCAUAUUUUAGAGUUUAUUCUGUAAGCAGUAACCAUACUUAAAAGCAUUGUGGGGUUUUGGGGGGAUGGGGGUGUUAAAUUUUUAUCAGUAGGCUGUUACUGGUGGGUUUUUUUUUUCGUUUUCUUUGAUGAGCUGUGGUGUAAAGACACCAGUCUUCCUAGCUUUUCUGAAUGAGUUUUGUGUGGGGUUUUUUUCUUCUGUUUUUUGUUUGUUUGUUUGUGUGCUCUUUUUUCAGCCAAACUGGGUCAUCUGAAAAUGUUCCAAAAACAGACUGUACUUUAAA
Messenger RNA from Chanos chanos (milkfish), 3426 nucleotides. It is a transcript of the gene dnajc3b, whose product is annotated as DnaJ (Hsp40) homolog, subfamily C, member 3b. Lineage: Eukaryota; Metazoa; Chordata; Actinopteri; Gonorynchiformes; Chanidae. Gene Ontology annotation, biological process: protein folding in endoplasmic reticulum. Gene Ontology annotation, cellular component: endoplasmic reticulum. Gene Ontology annotation, molecular function: protein-folding chaperone binding; misfolded protein binding. The transcript has 12 exons. The coding region runs from base 346 to 1848 and encodes 500 amino acids. The record is from RefSeq and is a predicted model, not a curated record.